This is a messenger RNA of Sinocyclocheilus anshuiensis, 1786 nucleotides long. RefSeq names its product Tnf receptor-associated factor 2b (gene traf2b). Gene Ontology annotation, cellular component: cytoplasmic side of plasma membrane; plasma membrane signaling receptor complex. The coding region runs from base 85 to 1716 and encodes 543 amino acids. Gene Ontology annotation, biological process: positive regulation of canonical NF-kappaB signal transduction; protein autoubiquitination; regulation of JNK cascade. The record is from RefSeq and is a predicted model, not a curated record. Gene Ontology annotation, molecular function: ubiquitin-protein transferase activity; zinc ion binding; tumor necrosis factor receptor binding. The transcript has 11 exons. Lineage: Eukaryota; Metazoa; Chordata; Actinopteri; Cypriniformes; Cyprinidae.
GGGAUUGAAGAAAAAUCACGUUCAAAAAGAAGGCGCGUGACGCUGUAAUCAAAGCGAUGAUAGUAGUAGACGUAGAGGAGUAGGAUGACUUUUUUCCCUUACAAGAUGAUCAGCACAGCUGGCACUGUGGGUAAAUGGAAGGCAAUGGCACGUCCAUCUUUACCAUCCUCACUGGACUCCAGAUUGCCUGGGAUAUCUCGAGAAGUGCUGUCCGUGUCCAUGGAACCAAAAUAUCAAUGUCAGCAGUGCAAAGACAUUCUUAGGAAACCUUUCCAAGCACAGUGUGGACAUCGCUUCUGUGUGUUCUGUUUCAAACAACUCACCAGCUCAGGGCCCAUACCCUGCGAAACCUGUCGUGCUGAGGGUAUAUUUGAAGAGGCAAUGUCAAUGCUCAAUAUUGCAGUGGCAUUUCCUGAUAAUGCCGCACGAAGAGAAAUUGAUAGCUUGCCUGCCAAAUGCCGAAAUGACGGAUGUAGUUGGUCUGGAACUCUGAAAGAGUAUGAGGGUCAACAUGAAGGUCGUUGUGACUUUGAACGUGUAAAAUGUGAAGCAUGUCAAGCACUCAUCCUGGUCAGUGAGAAAGACCGCCACAAUGAGCGGGAAUGUGAGGCCAGAACCCUGAACUGCAAAUACUGCAAGGUCGCAUUCAACUUUAAAGAAAUUAAGGCCCAUGAUGAAAUAUGUCAGAAGUUUCCCAUGCAAUGCAAAGACUGUGGUAAGAAGAAAAUCCCCAGAGAGAAGUUUCAAGAGCACAUCAAGUCUUGUGCAAAGUCUAAAUCUGCGUGCCAGUUCAGUGAGAUUGGCUGCAGGGCAGUGGUUGAUAAUGGUAAGCAGCAGGAGCAUGAGCAGACCAGCGUGAUGGAACAUUUGCGUCUCAUGCUGGGUGCGCUGUCCUCCGUGCGCCUGCGGGCUGAGGGGGCUGGAGAGUGGCAGGAAGAUUCCGGACUGGGAUUGUAUCGUGGACCUGAAGACGCACCUCCAGCGGGGGCUCAUGCUGUUGCCCCUAAUGCAGGAAGAGGAGGCGGUCCUGGUGUACAGCAGAAAGUCACAGCAUUGGAGAACAUAGUGUGUGUGUUGAAUAGGGAAGUGGAGCGCUCGGCCCUCACCAUGGAGGCUCUAUCCCGGCAACAUCGGCUAGACCAGGAGAAGAUAGAGAAUUUGGCAAACAAGGUGCGACAGCUGGAACGGACUUUAACCAUGCGAGAUCUGCAGUUAGCAGAUUCGGAGCAGUCCUUGCGGGAGCUGCAGUUUUGUACACAUGAUGGAGUUUUCAUUUGGAAAAUAGCAGACUUCUCUCGUCGCAGACAAGAUGCAGUGGGGGGCCGGGCACCUGCCAUGUUCUCACCUGCGUUCUACUCCAGUAAAUAUGGGUAUAAGAUGUGUCUGAGACUCUACCUGAAUGGUGAUGGCACAGGUCGGGGCACUCACCUUUCUCUGUUCUUUGUGGUCAUGAGGGGCAAAUAUGAUGCACUGCUGAAGUGGCCCUUUAGCCAGAAGGUGACAUUGAUGUUGUUGGACCAGAACAACAGAGAGCACAUCAUUGAUGCCUUCAGGCCUGACGUGAGCUCCACAUCCUUCCAGAGACCCAUCAGUGAAAUGAACAUAGCCAGUGGUUGUCCUCUCUUCUGCCCUCUCGCCAAGCUGGCAGGCAAAAGCUCGUAUCUGAGAGAUGACACCAUAUUUAUUAAAGCCAUAGUCGACCUCACUGGCUUAUAAAGCAUUGGAUUUAUUAAUAAUGAUAAUUGAUAUUAUUAUUAUUAUGAUUAUUAUUAUUAUUAUUAUAUCU